UGGGAGGCGCGCGGAGAGCGGAGCGCGCUGCACUUCCUCCCGGCAGCCGGCGGGGUGGCCCCCGGCGCCUCCGCCGGCAGCUGCCGCUGCCUUAUAAGGCGGGGGCCGGGCCGCGCCGGGGGAGGGGCUGCGGCCGCCCGGCCUCCUUCUCCGGGGUCCAGCUGCGCGGGGCCGGUAAGAGAGCGCAGCGCAGCGGCGGCGGGAGCCGGGGAGCGCGCCGAGCGGGCCAUGGGCAAGUCAGCUUCCAAGCAGUUUAAUAAUGAGGUCCUGAAGGCCCACAACGAGUACCGGCAGCAGCAUGGCGUCCCCCCACUGAAGCUCUGCAAGAAGCUCAACCGGGAGGCUCAGCAGUAUUCAGAGGCCCUGGCCAGCACAAGGAUCCUCAAGCACAGCCCGGAGUCCAGUCGUGGCCAGUGUGGAGAGAACCUGGCAUGGGCCUCCUAUGAUCAGACAGGAAAGGAGGUGGCUGAUCGAUGGUACAGUGAAAUCAAGAACUACAACUUCCAGCAGCCUGGCUUCACCUCUGGGACUGGACACUUCACAGCCAUGGUGUGGAAGAAUACAAAGAAGAUGGGAGUGGGGAAGGCAUCUGCAAGUGAUGGGUCUUCGUUCGUGGUGGCCCGAUACUUCCCAGCGGGGAAUGUCGUCAACCAGGGCUUCUUCGAAGAAAAUGUCCUGCCUCCAAAGAAGUAAUUCAUUAAAUGUAAUGGGAAUGUGGCAGACUUAACAUGGAUACGAAGUGCCUAGAACAACAAAAACUCAGCUGUGUGUCUGUCCCUGUGCGUGUAUGUGCUUGUGUGUGUGAUGCAUGUGAGUGUCUCUUGCACACGCACUUGGAUAUACAGUUCUGUAUGAACUUAUUCUUAUCAAAAGGAAUGAGCCUAUGAAGCCUUUACCCUGAUGGUUCCCUAGACCACAAUUAUUUGAACAUAGGGGGGAAAGAAUCAAUUUUAAAACUUUCUUUUUUUUUUUAAGCAAACUUCUUUUGUACAUUUCUUAUAAUACCCCUCCCGGGUCUUUUUCUAUUCUAAACGUUCGUGAUGCUUCCAGGUGAAGUUCAUUUUAUGUGAUCUUCAUGCAUUGUAAUCUACUUUUGGUAGAUAUUUAAGAUGAUUAAACUCUCAUCUAAAUGGAACAUAAAACAGCUUUAAACACGUAAAUAUAAAGCAGCUUCCAUUGGAAACAUGGGACAGGCAGGAACUGCAUUUCACAAAAUGAUCGGGAUCUCUCAGUUGUAAGACAUGAUGUCAUCUGCACGCCUCCUGGAAUUCUCUAAUGGGAAUGCCAAAGAACAAAUGGAGAGAAAAGUUGCACUUCCUUGCAUUUUUCUAUCUUUAAAUAGCAAAGUACCACUACUACCACCGCCCUUGCCCCCCUCCCACCUUUUUUCUUAAAAUCCUCUGGCAUCUCAGAGCUCGGUAUGUGCCCCCUGGUUUCUGGGGCCUGGGUCUGAAAGUCACCCUUCCCCCCCUUGGCUAGGUGGCCCAGGGCCUGUUCUGGGAGGAAGCCCCUCACACUGCCCGGGCUCUUGGCCAAGCGUCCGACCGAUGAAGUCAGUGAGCGUGGGGGUGAGUGUGAGCUCACCAGGGCCCCCAGAGGAAGCCCUCCAGCCUCUGCCCUGCCCUCGCACACAGGGCGGGAGCCCUGGCCUGUUCCGGCAGCCGUGGCUGCAGCUGUGCCCUGCUCCCUCCUGGAGUGUGUGACAGGCCCAAGUGUUCCAGGGAGAUAGCCCAUGUGGGGGCUUAGACUCGCCAGUUUGGCUCUUUGUUUUGCCUCACACCCUACAAAGUUCCCCUGAAUAAUGAUUUCACAUGGUCCACGUGGGAGGAACCGACCCAGAUGCCAAGCUGGGUGUCCUGAAAGCAUGGCUUCUCCAAGCGUUAAGACGGCCGGGGUGGGAGUUAGGAGGCUGCCGCCUUAGGGACGUCAGAGCAGGCCAGUCAGGGAACAUGCUUCCCGAAGGUCUGCACUGCACUGUGAACACAGCCUCGUGCUGUGCCCUCCACUUCACCCGGGGAUAGUGACUGAGACAACAAUAAAAUUUUCUUUUUUUGUGUAA
Molecule: messenger RNA, 2059 nt
Organism: Callorhinus ursinus (northern fur seal)
Lineage: Eukaryota; Metazoa; Chordata; Mammalia; Carnivora; Otariidae
Gene: GLIPR2
Product: GLI pathogenesis related 2
Cellular component (GO): extracellular region
Source: RefSeq, a predicted model, not a curated record